Paramuricea clavata is the source of this 8277-nucleotide messenger RNA. The record is from the annotation of a GenBank genome assembly. NCBI's taxonomy places the organism in Eukaryota, Metazoa, Cnidaria, Anthozoa, Malacalcyonacea, Plexauridae.
AUGGCUCACAGUAGACUGAGUGAUCCCGAAUAUAGAAACUGGGUUACUGUUGGUCGAGCAAUCCAGAUUACCCGGAACGGCUUAGAAACCAUAAUUCAAAAUGCUGCUGACAAGUACCACACAUCACUGCUUGCAGCUUUGUCAAAUAAUGUACAUGCGUGGAAAUCUCACUUGGAGAAUGCCCAUCGAUCACGUGAUAAAAGAAAAAUAUCCUGGAGCAACAGUGACAACACUCAGUGGUUGACCGUUGGUGCGUCAUGGGAGAUUGCUAAGAUUUUCAUGGCUCCCCUGGGAUCGAGAAAGCUUGAUGUAGUCAACGCCAAAACUACUGAUAUAUCGGGAUUGUUGAAUGUAGUAGAAUGGUCUCCGAGAGGGACAAAUGGUUUGUUCAACACAGGUGUCGAUCUUUCGAAAAUAGCAGAUGCAAGAAGUGCCAGGAAUCUUUGGGCGCAUGCACCGUUGCUGCAUAUAAGUGAUGCUGAUAAAGUCAACGCGUUUGCAUCCUUAACCUCUCUUCUUCAAGACCCAGAAAUGCAUCAUGACAAAGAUGUCCAAGACGCCAUAAAAAAGCUUAGUAGUUUACUCAAUACUGGUUUAGCAGUUAUUGAAGAAAAAGAAUUGGAAUUAUUCGUUCAGUUACAACAACAACUUGAUCAGGAUAUGGUCAGUUUGGAAAGUGAUAUCAUCUGUUGGAAAGAUGAAGUCGGAGCGGACUUGGAGCAGAUUAAUGAUCAGAUAAAAGGUUUGGAUGAAUUUGUGAAAAAUAACGAACUACACGACGCUCUGGAAAUUGUCAACUGCCGGCUGGAAAAGCUAGAAGAAAAAUGUUUAGCAGAGUCGCAGCAAAGGAUUUGUGACGUGGAGCAGGAGCUAAAGUUCAAUCCAGUCUCUGAUCGGAUGAAGGAAGAAUUUGUCGGUCGUGAGUGGUUAUUCAGUGACAUUGGCAACUGGUUAGAAAAAGAUCUCGGGCCUCGGGAGUCUCGUGCCUUCCUUAUCUGGGGUAGUGCUGGAACAGGCAAAAGCUCGUUCGCCCAAGAGUUUGUCCGUCGGCAUGAGGGAGAGAAAUUGGCUGGAUACCAUUACUGUCAAAAAGAUAAUCCUCGCACCUGCGAUUUGAAAUCGUUAAUCUAUAGUCUCAGGAGUAUGCUCUCGAACAGUCUUCCCAAAUAUGCUGCCUUGGUUGAGAAACUACAGACUGGUCGAUUUCGAGAUGAUCCUAAUAAACUGUUCGAUUUGUUAAUUACCACGCCAUUGCAGCAAUUGAAUGAAAGUACCAGACAUUUUCUUGUCAUUGACGGCUUAGAUGAAGGAGGGUCCAUGAUUGCUUCUUGCCUUGCCAGAUUAUCAGGAAUACUUCCUUCGUGGCUUCGCGUCAUUUUGACUGCAAGACAAAAUGCUCCAGCUCUAUCAGGCCUUUUUUUAAAUUCCACUUCUGCUAAACUAGACCAAUUUGAGACUGGUCCUGAGUCUCUGUCUAGCAAAGAUAUUUGUGAUUUUGUCUCCAUGAAGUACAGAAAACUUCAAACUGAAUAUAACUAUAUUCCUUCUUUCUUUGCUAAUGACGAGCAGGUAGGCAAAGAGAAAAUAGUUCAGGCUAGUCAGAAUUGCUUUCUUUAUGCUAAACUUGUGAUGGAACACAUCUUUGAUGGCCAUGAUGAAAUUGGUUUGCCUGCCUCGUUAUGUGAGAUUUACUGCUUGGACUUCAAACGUCGCAUUCCGGAUAUAGAAUUCUUUGAGAAAAAAGUUGCACCUGUGCUUCAGACUGUGCUUGCCAUUCAAUCUGCUAAGGCUUUUUUACGUAAAGAAAUGCGUAUAAUAGGUAUGGGAAAAAUUGACUCAUCUCUUAAAGAUAAUGAUAUUAUUAUUCACUUACAGAAGAUUCAGCAGGCUUAUCAGGAGAGCGAUGAAAGUGUUACAGGGGUUGUGAAGUGUGGUUUGCUACCUGAAAUUAAGACGCAUGAUCUCAAUAAAGUCGUCAAACUUUUAUCAGGCUACUUAGUAAAGGAUGAUUCUGGUACAUAUUAUUUCAGCCAUAGUUCUGUAGGAGAUUGGUUGCAAGACGAAGAGUCAGAUUUCUUUUGCGAUGUACUCAACGGGCACUCCAUUAUGGCAAAAUAUAACUUGAAAACUCUUAAAGUUAAGUAUCCUUCACCCGGCGAUUUUGUUGAAAAUUUAUGUUUUCGUGCGAAAAAGCCAUAUCCUACUGCUUUCCUAGACCUCAAAUUCUUUUCUUUGCGUUAUCUCUUUCAUUCCAGUGAGAGCGAAAGUUCAAACGUGAAUGUUCUGAUAUCUGAAUUAGGUAUUAAAGCAAUCGACCUUCUUCAUGCCGCAUUUCACUGGAGUGAUGACAGUUGGGAUCGUUUCAUUUGUUCUGAGUAUAUGGCAAUGAAAGUUCUCGAUGAAACAGAUGUUUUGAAUAAAAUGACCAUACAGGAAAAAGCUGAACAUCUUGAGCUGGCUCUUUUCUUGAGUUAUGCAAGAAUUACUGCCAAGUUGUUUGAUAGCCGCACAUACUGGAUUUUUAGUGAUGGCACUAUGUUUCGCUUGAACUUUCGUAUCAAACCACUACAGCUCGUCCCAAAGGAAUCAAUGCCCCAGUUAUUCUUUUCGUCCCUCGUGGAUUUUAACUUUCGCGUUAAGAUAUUUGAAUUUUGUGUAAACAAAGGAUUAACGGCGGAUGUAUGUGUUCCUCAAUUCUUUGAGAACACCAAGGACUUCAACUCGUCCAUCUGCUGGAACGAAGAUGUCCAAGAGUAUUUUAGAAAAUUGAAGUCAGUAGAAAAGAAUGUUAUCACUUUGGAAUCCCUUAAAGAGAAGCCAUUUUGUCCAAAAGAAGCUAAAGUGUCGGAAUUUACAUUGGAGAUAAUUCAGAAACCUCUUUCAGGUAAUGAUUACAAAUAUGUUCACAGAUACAGUAUGUUCACGCUAUUCCGGUGUAAUGCUCUAACGAGCUGCACAUGUUCACGGCCGAGGGGCUUUAGGACUCGUAGAAGAAUGCAAAACAUGGCCGGCACACUUGCACUCCAAUUGUUUUUUCUUGCACUAACACUGUACUAACAUCGCCUUUAACAGCCCGAGUAAACACGUUCUAUCGCUUAGUGAAUGCCUUUCAAAUGUCGACAUUCGUGAAAUUUUGAUAACGUGUUCGUGUGCAAUAUUGCCCAUGGGAGGGGAAUUGGCUUUUCUUUACUUGCCCAGGGGUGGGGAAUUGACACUUUAGGAAUAAAGAAUACAUAAAUCCCUGGGGGAGAGAAGGGUAACAUGAAGAAUCAAACCGUACAUGAUGCAGACCCAAUUAUCUGCUGCGAACCCCUUUCUAAACGGGCACCUCCUUAAUCUCAACGUCUUUCUAGAUAUAAUAAUGCGGAUACCUUUCCAAUGUACCGCCGUCCACAUUAAUCUGUUUUCGUUUCCAAAUGUAUACUUUUGCCGACGCGUUUUCGCCGAUCUUGCACACUGAUACGAUGGAAAACGGAUGCCUUCAUCAAUGAAAACGGAGCUUUUCGAAAACGACUUUGAAAGUACGUGGAGACAACGCGGGCGUAUAUAUUAGAUUAGUGCAUGUGGACGGGCGAAAACGAAGGUUUUCAAAAACGCGGACGGCAUGAACACAAUCAUGCGUGGUGAGUGUGUUGUUUUUUCCGAAUUUCAGACGAAUUGCUUGUCUUGCACUGGAGAUAAUGAUGAUUAAUCUGCAAGCGUAACUUGCAAAGACAACAUAAUGCUCUACACUAUGUCGUAGGUAAUCAGUUAAUUUAUUUCUGAGAUUGUAAAGCCACUAUAGAAGCUCUAUUAUCGGCGACGUUUUUAGGUUCAACCUCGGUAAAUUUGUCUUUUUCUCCGUAAAAGUGUUCCAGGCCUUCUUGUAAGAUUUUUGCAUGAAUAACGGAAAAAUCAAUAAUGAUCGAAAAUGAUACAAAAUUAUCGUUUUCUAAGUGCUAGUGCGGUAAAAAACGCUCCGAAAACGCUACUGUGGACGCAGAUAUUUGUAUGCGUUUUCGAAAUAUCAAAAACGAUAGGAUUCAAAAACGGAUUAGUGUGGAGGUAGCCUACCUUCCUAAUAUGGAUACCUCUCUAAUAUGAAUAUCUCCCUAAUAGAGACACCUCUCUAAAACGGACACCUCUCUGAUAGUGUUAAUGUAUAUUCUGUACGAGGUACAUUAUAUUAUAUGCAGGCUGCUCCAUUUACUGUUCUAGAACAUUUGAAACACUGUUGUGGAACGAUAUGAAAUGGAAUGCACACGGUGCUCAGUGUUUAGUUUAUUAUAUAUGCGUGCAACCAUGCAUUACUAUAGUCAUUAGUUAUUUGCAUAAUAAAUCAUAUAAUGAUUUGUUGUUAUUUGUAUAUCUAAGUAUGCUUUUGUAACGUUUUUACUUGUUGAUUUUGCCCAACCCUGGCGUUGAAAUAGCGGCAUAUAAUAAGUACAUGUAAAUAGUAUAGGUUAUUUUGAGGCAACGAGGGGAUAUGUGAUUUAUUAAUAAAUAAAUACAUAUUCCCGAGGUGCCUCAAAAUAACGUACUUAUUUUUCACAUUGCGAGGUCGCGUUAAUGAGUCAGAAUAUUAGAAAUAAUUCUUAAUUCCAUAUUGCCUUCGUUAUGAUGUUUUUUUUUCUCAUUUUUUAUGCUGCAAAGACAUUGCAGGUGAAUAUUAGAGGGGAUUAUUAAACGGAAAUUGAUUAGAGGGGAAUAUUGAAUAUAUUGCCCGAUAAGAACAAAGGAAACCGAGCAGGGUGAAAAAUAAAUAGCAGUUAACCCUUCAAAAUAACACUCAAAAUAACAGUGCAUUGGAUACACAAAAUCUUUCGCCUCCAUUUCCAAUCACGUGAAAAUGGCUGCAAUGCCACGUGCCUGUUCUGGCUGCCCCUACCAUUGAACUAUAAAUAAACUGGAAGGCUAACUGCUAUGAUUAAGGCCUAUGAUUUGAUGAAGCCAAAAUAGUUUUUCUGAGUUAUGAGCAGAAAUACUUGACCCCAAACGUCGGGCUAUAUAUCAAAUUGAAGCUAUUGAAAAUUGCUAUUCGGUGUGGAAAUUUCAAGACUUCAGCGAAAACUUCAUUAAAUUUCAAGACUUCAUUAAAAAAUACAAAAACAACUGAAAAACGGCAAAUUAUCGGUAAUUAUGUUUGUAGUUUUUCAAUAUUUCCCAUUUAGCUAAAGUCUUGAAAUUUCUACAUCAAAUAGCGUUUUUCAAUAGCUUCAAUUUGAUAUAUAGCCCAACGUUCAGUGUUGAGUAUUUCUGCUCAUAACUCAGAAAAACUAAAAUGCACUGGCUUCAAUUUCCCCCCCUGAGUUAGCCUUCCAGUUUAUUUAUAGUUCAAUGGCCCCUACUCGAAAAUCGGGGGUAGUCAGAACAGUCACAUGAGUAGGGGGCUAGGGGCAGCCAGAACAGACAGGUGGCACUGCCAUUUUCACGUGAUUGGAAAUGGAGGCGACAGAUUUUGUGUACUCCAAUAUUGCACACUGCAUUGAGUGUUAUUUUGAAGGGUUAACUGCUAUAUAUUGACAUAUACCGGGUGUCCCAAAAAAAAGUACUCCGGUUUGAUUUAUAAUAACUUCUAAACAAGUAUAGCUAUGAAACAGAAAUAACAUGCAUUAAAUAGAGGAAGGACUAACUUAGAUUUUGAUAUAUUACAGUUGUAUUUUACUUAAAAAUUCACGGAGAUAUUAAUGUUCAAAAUCGGGAGCAUAUUUUGGGAUGUGUCUAAAAUUAGCGAAAAUCAGCAUAUCAAAUAUUAACUCCAGCGUUUGUUUGCUUAUUGACAUAUCUGGCUAACUGGUAUUUCAGCGAAUUGUCGUUAGGGUUUGUAAGGGAUAUAUGGCGUAGAUUUAGACAUCUUACAUGUAAGUCUUAGCUCAUUGUUUCCUGAAACAUGGACGUUCAAAAUUAUGAAAGUAUUUAAUAGGUCUUUGGCUUUGCAAACUUAAAGUUACAUGAAAGACCUUGAAGGCAGGCGCUUAAAUUUUUCUUAAAUAGCCUAAUUUUUUUAUGUUUUACAUGGGUUCAAAACAAAGUUGAUUAUUUCUCGGUUAGAGCAGGAUGAAUAUUAUUAUUUAAUGAAGGAAAUGAUAUUGCUUUUUGCAAAUACACAUCACAGUGUCAACGCUACUAUUUUGUUACGUUUUGUUCCAAAAAUGUUGGAUGUCUCUGGGGAAUUGCUUGUUAUGCCUUUAAUUAUGGAGUUGUAUAUGGUUUGAUCGUGUUUCAUUCUCAGUUUAUUCUGAACUUGCCAAGAUUAAAAAAGGCAAAAGAGUUUGGGUGUUCUUAACAAGAUUUCAGAACGUUGAAGAAGUUAGAAAAUUCAUUCAAUGUGAAGUUAGAAAAUCCACAAUUCCAUUGUGACAGCAUGCCCUAAUUCAGAACUACGAACGAUCCAUGACGAUCCUUCGCGAUGCAGUGGUUCUCAUGAAAUAAGGAAACGUAUUCGUGCUGGGAACACAUGCGGAUUUCGGACGAAUAAGUCUUGCUUUUAUUUUGUAGAUAAUAAUACUUUGUUUCAUAAUAAACGAUUUGUCAAGUGCCAUUUAUUUACUGGUAAUAGUGCAUGUUUCAGUCGGGCAAAUCUUGAUUAAUAUUUGAUACGCCGUUUUUGCAUAUUUCAGACACAUCCAGAAAUAUGCUCCCGAUUUUAAACAUUAAUAUCUCUGUGAAUUUUUAAGUGAAAUACAACUGUGAUAUAUCAAAAUCUAAGUUAGUCCUUCCUCUAUUUGAUGCAAGUUAAUUCUCAUUAAAAGCUUUACUUGUUUAGAAGUUAUUACGAAUCAAACCGGAGUACUUUUUUUUGGGACACCCGGUACUUAUUAUAUGCUAUUUCAACGCCAUGCAGGGUUGGGCAAAAUCAACGAGUAAAAACGUUGCAAAAGCAUACUUAGAUAUACAAAUAACAACAAAUCAUUAUGAUUUAUUAUGCGAAUAACUAAUGACUAUAGUAACGCAUGGUUGCACGCAUAUAUAAUAAACCAAACACUGUUCCAAAACACCGUGUGCAAAGAACACCAUGUGACUGUCUUCUGUUCCAUUCCAUUAGUGUUCCGAAAAUCCGAAGUACUCUGAACAGUAAAUAGAGCAGCUUGAUGGUACUAUAGUUAGCAGUAUACAUGUACAAGGCCGCCAAGAGGGGACGGAGGGGAAUUGCCCCGGGUCCAAACUUUAAUAGGGCCCCAACUUGAGAGCGAGAGCCUAAAAUUGAGCAGGUUCUUUAAAUUGGUCAGAGUAUUUUUGAAAUUGAGGGCCCCUUACAGUAGCUCCACAUGCAGUCUAGUUAUAAGAUCUAGUUUGGUGAAUUCUCCACCAAGUCCACGAAUUCUCUCGGCGGCCCUGUACAUGUACAUAAUUAUGCUUUGUUCUUAUUCAGAAAUUGAACGCCUUCUGAGAAAUGGAAAGAUUUAUGUGGAGUUCAAGUAUGCCUGGCACUCACUUUUACAAAGAACGCUUCGGUUAAACAAAGCGGAUGAAAACCUAAAAAGGGUAGAAGACUAUUUAAAACAUGGAGCAAACCCAAGCAACAGAGGAGGUCCGGGAGUAACUGCCCUAAUGCUAACGUGUAAGAAGCUAAAUGAAGUUUUGAGGUAUUCACCUACGGCGGAACAGGUGGUGUCGUUACUCUUGGUUCAUGGAGCUGAUGUGAAUCAACAGGAUUUUUAUGGACGUACUGCGCUUCAUUAUGCAUUUGAAUCCAGAUAUGAUAAUGAUUCAUAUCUCUCAGAAGAAAGGCUUGAUCGAAAACAACGUGUUGUUCAAAUCCUUAUCCAGCACAGCGCAAACAUUUAUCUAAAAGAUUCGUCUGGGCUUUCUGCCAUUGAUAUGGCUAAGCGUCAGGGACACGAAUCAUGGUUAAGAACCGAUGAAGCAGCAUUGACAGGAAAAAGAAGAUUGAUGAAGAUUGAUGAAGGAUCAUCGACACGCUCAAAGAAAGGAAAAACAUGCUGUUCCAUAAGCUAACCAUGAACUCGAUAAGCCUGCUCUAAUCUGAACUAGUCCUCUAUUCAAUUCAGAAAGCAAGACUCGUAUGAGAUCACAUAAAAAUAAAAAACUUAAUGCUAUUACUUGGAACCCCAAAACUAACCUUAGCGACCAAAGCAUGUACAGUUUUACAUCGGAAAUGUCAAAGAAUUGAGUUGAAUCACCGUUUUUGGUGACCACUUUUGCUGUUAGAAUUUUGAGGGCCGCACAGAGAAAAUCAGGCGCCUGGGGCAAAUUUUCAAUUCAGGGCCCCUAUUUAGGGGGAGUAAUAAAAUGUUCCCAGACAUAUCCAAAAAAAGGGUUCAAAAAAAUUUUUCC